Porites evermanni is the source of this 1542-nucleotide messenger RNA. NCBI's taxonomy places the organism in Eukaryota, Metazoa, Cnidaria, Anthozoa, Scleractinia, Poritidae. The record is from the annotation of a GenBank genome assembly.
AUGACUGAUGUAUAUGUCCCACCAAGAAGUACAGUACUGUUAGUGGUCGAAUCCGUGGCGUCCAUAGCGCUUGUUAUCCUUGCGAUAAUUGGCAACUUUCUCAUCCUUGCUGCACUUUAUCGUAACCCGCAUCUUCGCAACUCUACAAAUAUUUACAUCGCGGCACUAGCGGUCACCGAUCUCUUGAAUGCUUGUAUCCCUGGAACUCUGUUUGCCAGCACCAUGGUCAUGGGAAGAUUUACGUUCAGUUUAACCGCAUGUCGCCUUAGCGGCUUCCUCGUGCACUUUCUGACUUAUGUCUCCAUGGCGACGAUGACGUUAACCGCAGUGAACAGGUAUUCUUUAGAUAGUCUGUAGCAGUGAGGGCGAAGGAUCGUGGGAUAGGUUUGAGAGAACAGUUCAACUGAGUUAUCUUAGGGUCACACUUCUCCCCGAACGUUGAGUUUACAUUCAGUAAAGUUGUGCCUAGAGACACACCUAACAGUUAAAAAUAUAUCUGUGCUCUGAGACGAGUGGGUGAGGCCGUUCUCGAAAGACUUAAUUUCCAUCAAACGACCACACAAUCAGAUUUUCCAGCCCUGUUCAAAAGAAGGCAUAAAAAAUCCCACCCCUAAUUCAGUAGCUAUGAGCCUGACCAGUUUUUAAAGUUAAUUGUCCUGACCGCAACAGUUUUUAGAGUUUAAACAGCAGACGUUUAGAGAGGGCUAACCCUUAACUCUGACGAAAGGAUAUGCUAUUUUGUACCAAUGUGAUCUCUAUACUCGGUCUCUGCCCUAUCUCAGACUGAAGAUAGAAUUGAACGCCCGUUGCUACCCUUCACGACGGCAUAUAGCUAUAAAGCCCUUAUAGGACAGUACCCCAACCCACAGGUGAAAUCACUAACAACUCUUCAUUUGUUUCAGGUACGUUCGAGUUGUCAAGCCGCAACAUUAUAAGAAAAUGUUCAACCACAGACAUUCCUUGCUUAUGCUGGGUGGUCUGUGGCUUCUUAUCGCAUUGUUGAGUCUGUCUCCUAAAGUCGUUGGUGUUGGAGAAUUCAACUUCGAUCCUGCCAAGUCGAUUUGCGCCUAUACUUUUAAAAGCCAAGGGGUGGAGAUAGGCCUUACGCUAGUUAUCGUGUUAAUUCUAGUGAUCUUUUGCUUGUCGCUUGUAUGCUUUUGUUAUUACCAUGUUUCCAAAACGAUCCGUGAACAUAACGCCGGGAUUUUAACGUCUUUGAGUGAUGUGAGUGUUCAAGAGAUUAAUCUGUCCAAAGUACUAUUCAUUUUGGUGUUUGCUUUCGCCCUUUGCUGGCUCCCACCCUUUGGUCUCAUCUUUAUCAUUAGGGUCAUCCGAAAGAAGAUCCCUCACGCAUUAGGUGUUAUGGUGCCUUUCCUUUUCCAAAUGUCUAGCGCUGUGAACCCCUUCAUAUAUGGUGCCUUGAGUCCACCCUUUAAACGUGCGUUUCGCCGUCUUUUGACGUUGCGCGGUGCACAUCGCAAUGCGCAUGCACCAAAGAAUGCUGUAGCCCCGAAACCUCUUGAAGCAGUCAAAAGCGGAUGA